Salvelinus namaycush (lake trout) is the source of this 2478-nucleotide messenger RNA. RefSeq names its product microtubule-associated protein 11-like. Gene Ontology annotation, biological process: cilium assembly. NCBI's taxonomy places the organism in Eukaryota, Metazoa, Chordata, Actinopteri, Salmoniformes, Salmonidae. The record is from RefSeq and is a predicted model, not a curated record. The transcript has 12 exons. Bases 1 to 1965 code for a protein of 654 amino acids. Gene Ontology annotation, molecular function: alpha-tubulin binding. Gene Ontology annotation, cellular component: TRAPPII protein complex.
AUGGCCGGAGCCUUCCUCAGCACCGGUAUCCAGUCCGGGCACGGCGACCAGCCCAGCUCCAAUACGGGAGCCUUCCUCUGCGCCGGUGCCCAGUCCAGGCACGGCGUCCAGCCCAGCUCCAUGGCUGGAGCCUUCCUCUGUGCCGAUGCCCAGUCCAGGCACGGUGUCCAGUCCAGCACCAGGGCAGGAGCUUUCCUCUGCGCCGGUGCCCAGUACAGGCACGGCGUUAAGCCCGGCGCCAUGGUCCGUCACCUCUACCUCGGCGAAACGGUACAGUUCUUGCUGGUCCUGCGGUCCAGAGAUGGAGCGUCGGGCUCGAGCGGGACAAAGGGAAGCGGGUCAGGUGACAGCGGUACCCGGGCUUGGAAGGAGCUGGUAGGGUCCCUCUCCGCUGUAGCAAGUGUCUGCCCCGGAGAGAGCCGACAUCGCUCCCAACUUCACCCCCACGAGUUCCAGAGAAGCUACAGCGACGACUGUGUAGACGAGGAUCCCGACGACGUUGACUUUGCUGCGGGAACAGUCCACACAGCGAGAAGGGAGUCAAGGAACCGAGGUUUCAGAGAAUGCAAGCCGCUUCUCAUACACAAUAAUACGGGGCGUGAUGGACGGCAGUAUCGGCGCGCACCGGUUCAGUCACCCAUGGACGAGCCAGUGGUAUUGAACGAGGAGGUCAUAUUCCCUCUGACCGUCUCAUUGGACAAACUCCCCGUCAACACACUCAAGGUCAAGGUCAUAGUGACCGUGUGGAAGCAGGAGGAGGAAAAGGCAGAGAUCAGGGAACAUGGUUACCUCACCAUCCUACAGCUGAGGAGCCCCACACACACCUUCAGACAAGACCUUAAUACCUUCAAAGCCCAGGUCAGCACCACGUUGAGUGUUCUUCCUCCACCAACUGUGAAAUGUCAACAGAUGACUGUCUCCGGGAAGCACCUGACCAUCCUCAAAGUAUUAAACUCCAGUUCUCAGGAGGAGGUCUGUGUGAGGGAUGUGAGAAUCAUUCCUAACUUCAACGCGUCCUACCUCCCCAUGAUGCCUGAUGGCUCUGUGCUUCUGGUGGACAAUGUCUGCCACCAAUCAGCAGAGGUUGGAAUGGCGUCGUUCCACAGGAUGAACAGUAGCUCCUCUCACCUUCCGAGCAUGCUCUCUGCCCUGGAGGAGCAGAACUUCCUGUUUCAGCUGCAGCUCAGGGACCAGCCGGAGGAAGAGAGCAACGAGGGUCUGGAGGUUCCUUUGGUAGCUGUGCUGCAGUGGUCCACCCCUAAACUUCCCUUUACCAGGUACAUCUCCACCCACUACCAGCUGCCCAGCGUGAGACUGGACCAACCCCGGCUGGUUAUGACAGCUUCCUGUCCCAGUGCUGUGCAGCCACAGGAGCACUUCCGGGUCAAAUACACCCUACUAAACAACCUGCAAGACUUCCUGGCUGUAAGACUGGUCUGGACGCCCGAAGGUGAGGGGAUGGGAGAGGAGAGGGAGAGGAGAAGAGAUGGACCCUCUGUCAGUUCUGUGGUAUGUCAUUCCCCCCUUAACAACCUGGGCCAGUGUCGGAAAGGAUCCACCCUCUCCUUUACUGUCGGCUUCCAGAUACUCAAGGCAGGACUCUUCGAGUUAAGCCAGCACAUGAAGCUGAAGCUUCAGUUCACAGCGUCCUGUUCCAACCCCCCUGCUGAGGCCAGGCCCAUGUCUCUGUCCCUGUCCAGGAAGAACUCUCCCUCCAGCCCUGCAGUCAGAGACCUGCUAGACAGACAGAGUCUGGGAAGAUCACAGUCCUUCUCUCACCAACAGCCAUCACGGUCGCAUCUUAUGAGGACGGGCAGUGUGAUGGAGCGCAGGGCCAUCACUCCUCCAGUGGGAUCCCCAGUGGGUCGACCCCUCUACCUCCCCCCCGAUCAGCCGGUCCUCUCACUGGACAAGAUCGCCAAGAGAGAGUGUAAGGUACUGGUGCUGGAACCUGGAAGAGACUGAGAGACAAGGCGAGAGAUAGGGAGAGGUGGAGGAAGAGAGGGGAGUGCUGGUGCUUGAGCCAGGUAGAAACAAUGAGACUGUGAAGAUGGGAGGGAGUGAAGGAAGGGAGGAAGAAGGGAGACAUAGAUAGAAAAAGGGAGAGAGAGAGAGAGAGAGAGACAUCUCUCAUGCUGAACAUUUCCUACAUCCUACAAGGCAGGCAUGAACAAUGAUUUACCAGACAGACAGAUAGACAAUAUGUCAGACACUGAAUGAUUGACUGUACGUGAGCCACGUCAUUUGAAGACACUGGAGAAGUUACUUUCAAGAACACCAUUUCACAUUUUUAUCUCGACAACAUUUGAAGUUUUUAUGUCACUGUAAUGUCAACAUUCCAUUUCAUUCCUUGUUUUAUUCCUUGUGUAAUGCUGUAAUUUAAUGUGUAAAUAAUUGUUAAGGUUUUGAACAGGGUGAAGACAGAUCCAGACUAUUUGUAGAAACAUUUUGGGAACUUUUUCACUAAAGAUUACUGUG